AUGUUCCAAAAUCGUUCCCAUAGAUUAACAAAGUAUGUUCACGUUCAAGAUAAAUUAGGUCCAAACCAAACAGCCAAGCAAGCUAUUUGCAAAGCUUGCGAAAGUCGUGAAAACAUUUUUGAAAAAGAAAAAAAUGAAAAACUCGAAUUAUGGCAAUUCUGGGUUAAUGAAGAUCAGAAAAUAAUGAUGUAUGAAGAUGCCGACAAAAAUAUGGCAUGUAAUACUGUUAGGGCAUUGCGACAAGCAAGAGUACGAAAUGAUAUGGCCAUGUCUGUUGUUUCAUCAAAUUUCAGAGCUUCAAGUGCCUCAAAUGCUUCAGGAUUUAUAUUUGCUGACAGUACACAAAUAUCAGAAACUUCUUCAAGCUUGUCACAUGUUAGUGAACAAUAUGAAUUUAAUCAUCUUCUCUUGCACUUGAUAAUUCAAAAUGGACUUGCAUUUCGAUUUACUGAGUGUAAUACACUUCGUAAAUUAGUUGAUUUUUUUAACCCGACUGUUAAAAUUCUAUGUCGUAAUACAUUAAGCACUAAAAUUCUUAUUGAGUAUGCAGAUAAACUUGAACAAAAAAAGGUUUUUGCUCUUUUAAAGUCACAAGAACCUGUUACAAUAAUGUUCAAUGGUUGGAAGAAUGAGUGUUGCCAAGAAAUUUUAGGUGCUUUUAUUCUUUCUGCAAUGAAUCAACUAUAUAUAUGGGGUGCCGAGGAUAUUAGCAAUUGUAGUCAAAAGACUCCUGAUGUGCUGGACAUGAUUAAUAACUUCUUUGAGCAUGCUAGUAAUCAAAAUUUAAAUGUAGUGGCAAUGGUUACAGAUAGCGCAUCAGCAUAUGCCUCUGCACGCUAUGUAUAG
Cetraspora pellucida is the source of this 846-nucleotide messenger RNA. NCBI's taxonomy places the organism in Eukaryota, Fungi, Glomeromycota, Glomeromycetes, Diversisporales, Gigasporaceae. The record is from the annotation of a GenBank genome assembly.